AUGGGCCAGCCUGUGGGCUGGACAGUGGCGGGCACCGCUGCCAGGACCCGGGAUUCAGGGCGCACUUCUACCAAGACCUGGCUUGGGGUCCUCCGGUUAUCGGGACUCUUGUUCGUGAAGUUCAGGAGCGCGCCGAUGCCAGGAUCCUUAACAUGGAAUACACCGCUGCCGGGCCCCCGCUGGAGGAGAGCGCACCGGGGUCAGGACCGUGACGGAGGACCUGGGCUUGGAGCGCGCGGCUGCCAGGACCUGGGCUUGGAGCGCACGGCUCCGCCCGCGCCCUCGCCGGCCCCGCCGCCCGCAGCCCUGGCGCUCCCCGCCGGCCCCGCCGAGGCCGCCUGCGCCCUGUGCCAGCGCGCGCCCCGGGAGCCCGUGCGCGCCGACUGCGGCCACCGCUUCUGCCGGGCGUGCGUGGUGCGCUUCUGGGCAGAGGAGGACGGACCCUUCCCGUGCCCCGAGUGCGCCGACGACUGCUGGCAGCGCGCAGUGGAGCCCAGCCGCCCGCCGCUCAGCCGCCGCCUGCUGGCGCUGGAGGAAGCGGCCGCGGCGCCAGCGCGCGACGGCCCGGCCAGCGAGGCCGCGCUGCAACUGCUGUGCCGCGCCGACGGGGACCCGCUGUGCGCCGCCUGCCGCAUGGCCGCCGGCCCCGAGCCACCCGAGUGGGAGCCGCGCUGGAGGAAGGCCCUGCGCGGCAAGGAGAACAAGGGGUCCGUGGAAAUCAUGAGGAAGGACUUGAAUGAUGCCCGGGAUCUGCAUGGCCAGGCAGAGUCGGCGGCUGCUGUGUGGAAGGGGCAUGUCAUGGACCGCAGGAAGAAGGCCCUGACCGACUACAAGAAGCUGCGGGCCUUCUUUGCUGAGGAGGAGCAGCACUUCCUGCAGGAGGCGGGGAAGGACGAGGGAGCCCUGGAGGACGAGCAGGCUGACCCGGCUGAGCGGUUCCGGUCCCUGCUGCAGGCCGUGUCGGAGCUGGAGAAGAAGCACCGGAACCUGGGGCUCAGCAUGCUGCUGCAGUGAUGGCGCUGGCCCGGCGUUGGGUCCCCAGAGUGAGAGCAGAGGGCUCCACCUUCCACAGCUGACCUGCAGCAGCCCCGCCGGCCCCCUCUCCUGGCAUCACCCUCAAUCCUGGACGGACCCUCACCUCCACGGGCACCGACUGCAUUGUGGGUGCCCAUGCCUUUGGUGUGCACCUGGUUCCAAGUCUCACCCAAGUGUCAUUUCCAUGUUCCCUGAGGCGGGAGUGCAUUCAGGGACGCGUCAGUCCCUAGCAGAGGCUGGUCCUGGAAAACUCCCCAAUGUGUCCCAUGGCCCCUGUUCUCCAGCUGGCUGUGUCUGGGGCCUGGUGUGCAGGCCUCUGGCAUCAAGGGCGCCAGCACCAUCCCAUGCUUGGGGGGGCUGGUCUGUGAACCUCCUUGCCUUCCGGAGGCUGGAUGCCCCUGGGCAGGGCCCUGGGCACACCAGGAAGGUCACACUGGGGUUACCAUCAAGGGUGCAACUCUUGGGAAGAGAAAGUAAGUGGUGUGCUCUCCACCCUUCCUAGGUCCUCCCUCCUCCCUUGGGGUCCUGCAGCUCUGUCCUCUGCCCCCUCCCCAUCUCUUUCCUUCCCUUCUGGCCUGAGGCCCUUAGUGCUGACAGAGCCCGAACCUUCCUGACCCCUCACCCCUGCAAGGUCCUCUCCCUGGUGCAGGGGCUUCUCUGCUAGCCCGCCUUGCUCAUCCUGGCUUCUUGCUUCCUGUCUCUUCCGGUAGGUGGAUUCAUAAAACCUGUGGCGUAGCAGUAGUGUGGUUUCCCGUGGCAUUGUGUGUAGACUAGUCCCUGUGACAAAAACCCAGACCAGGCGAGUGGGAACGAGGUCAGGGUGUGCAGGUGCGGAGCGACGAGAUCCGCCCCAGUGCGUGAGUCGGGUAGCAGGCUGCGGUGCUCGGGGCCUGUUGGGGAUGAAGUCCCUGGCCUUGGGUGCGGUACAGCCUGGCCUGCCUGUGUGGUCCAGGCUCUGGGUGCCGAAUAAAGUGGAUUUGCUCCA
Messenger RNA from Sciurus carolinensis (gray squirrel), 2020 nucleotides. RefSeq names its product ring finger protein 187 (gene Rnf187). Bases 1 to 1014 code for a protein of 337 amino acids. The record is from RefSeq and is a predicted model, not a curated record. Lineage: Eukaryota; Metazoa; Chordata; Mammalia; Rodentia; Sciuridae. The transcript has 5 exons.